Messenger RNA from Pocillopora meandrina, 8628 nucleotides. The record is from the annotation of a GenBank genome assembly. NCBI's taxonomy places the organism in Eukaryota, Metazoa, Cnidaria, Anthozoa, Scleractinia, Pocilloporidae.
AUGGCUCUGCAAAAGUGCUCUAGUCGCCAGGACUACCAGGAGACCUUUGAAAAAGUUGUAUUACCUUCAUCCAACAAACUGAUUGAGAUCAGUAAUGGUUCUGUACGCUUCACGGUAGAAUCUGAGAAUUUGAUUGCUUUGAAGGAGUUAUGGGAGAUUUACAAAGAUGGAACAUUGCAGAGUCGUCUUCAAGAAUUCCUAGUCACUUAUGAAAUUAAGGAGCUUGCGAAUGGAGAAGACAUUGAGGUGACAGUGUUCAUUGAUGAACACGAGUAUAACGAAGCCUAUUUCAAUUUGUUUUUACUUCAUCAAGGUAUGCUUGUAAUGAUAAAAGGUAGUCAUAUGCCAUGUAAAUAGUGGCUUGUAUUUGGAAAGCUUCCUUGCACAUGUCAAAAUGUAAAUGUAAUUUACAAGUGCAUUUCAAUUGGCCAGGUUAAUUUGGAUGGUUCUGGUACUACAGGCAAACUGAGUAAUACGUAAGAACCAAUCCGCAUACAGUCUUUCUUAUUGAAACAGUUAAAUCCAUAAUCAAAUUUCUGAAUUAGUUGUCGCUGGCCCAAAGAAGCACCUGAAUUAUUGAUCAGCUGAUUAGUGACCGUCAACAACAUAUGCAAAUGAAAUCUGAAAUUUCGGAACAGAGCAUGUUUCUUUUUUAAAUGAUCUGUGUGAUCGGUCAUCGCCAAAUUAUUGGAGGCAUUUGAAAUGUCGCAAUAACGUUACAGUUGACGUCUUAGGGUUCUCGAGCAGUCUGGUGGCGUCUUUCCCUCAUUUUUUUUGUAGCGCUUAUUUUCCAGCUUUUUCUCCAUCCCUCCCCUCCCUCCCCUCCCUCUAUUUUCCUGACACGUACAUAGCCAGAGUUUACAGAAGCCUGGAUUAAGGCCUCAUGGCUGGGUUGCUCAAGAACAUUAAUCGUAAUUUUAUACAUGGUUUAAAAUUUAGACAGCAUUUUACCAUCAACGAAUCUUUCUUGUAAAGGAUCAAUCAACUUCAAAUCAAAGUACAUUCUAAUUGUUCUUGUUGGUUAAUUCUUCCUUUAGCGCCAAAUGUUGAAGAGGAGGAACGGCCUGGACGAAGAACUCGAAGGAAUUCUGACUCUUUUCUUUGCGUCAAACCCAAUGAGAAUGAGAUAGGCUUGAUGAAGCUAAUGGAGGAAACAGAAGACAAAUGGGGGGAAGAGAAAAAAAUGCUUGAAUUAAGGAUCGUAGAGCUUGAGGAAACUUUGAAGGCGGAAAGGACGAGAGAUCUGGAUCGUAAGCAUUUAAGUACCUCGUUACACUUAAUUUAUUUUUGCAAAAUGUAUAGGGGAUCACUGGUAAAAUAGUGGGUAGCGUAAAUUUCUUGCAAACAUACAACUGUCGUAUUGCAUUAGAAAUACUUUUCAUGUCCUUCCCACGAAUUGGGUCAAUUGAUUCUUCCUGGGACAGAAAACCAGGUGAAACAUAGCGGAAGCAUCUAUUUAACCAAAUUCAAAUAAACGUUAACUUAAUCUGGGCCAUAGGUGAGUGAUACCGUUGUUACCGUAAGCAAGCGUGAUGUAGAACCAGCCUUAAGCAAACUGAAACAUUGUUUGCUGUGGUUAACUUGUAAGUGCUGUCGCUCUUUCUUAGGUCCAUGACUAGCAAGUGAUUUCAGCCUACUGUCAUGGUGUUCAGUUGAUCUUAGAAAAUAAGGAAGUCAUCAUACAUCACAGAACUUUCGUUUGAUAAAGUUUUAUAAAAAUAAUUACGAAGAGAAAAAACGUCAAAUGUCAUGCACAGUAGGAAUAGAUUCUGGAACUUGAACCAUUAUUAGAAAAUUAAAAUUAUGUUUUAUACCUGUCUUACCUCAGUCAGCUUACUUGCACUGCUUGUUUUGCGAAACGCCUUAUGCUAAUUCAUUCGGGUAACAAGAACAACAGCAAUAAAAAUCGCCAGCUUCAUCGUUUUUAGCGAAGGAGGGAACAAUGUGAGAAUUUUUGAACGCCUUUUGUUUUGAACAGUUUAUUUUGAACAAUCCGUUGUUAUUCGAAUGAACUGAAAGAUAUUUUUAUAGUUAUAUGUCAAAAUUCAUUUAACGUAACUGAGCACACACGAACCUUUAGUAUGGUUCGAUGUCAAAGUCUUACUGAAAUGUCACAUAUGUUCCAUGUUCCAGAAGGAUAAUAAUUAUGAUAAAUACAUCUAUCGACAUGGCAAGCCUGGUUAAACCAAAGAGAAACCCUCUUCCUUCACAAUCAUUUGCCACAAGCAAGUCACCAAAGUAUUAUUUUUGGAAAUAAGCAAAAUUAUAGAUAAAAAGGAGGUGAACUACUUAUUUUGAUAAACUUUUAAAUCGUUUCAUGAAAAGGUCUUUUAAGUGUAAUCACUACCAAUCGUACCCCUCAAUUUUGAGCUAUUUCACUUCACUGUUUUUUCUGUUUCAGAAUACGAGAUUCUCGAACGUCCACGCAAAAGAGGUCGAAGAAAUUCUGAUUCCAAUCUGUAUUACAAAGCAAGAGAAGAGGAGGUUGAACAAACUGAAAACCAACCAGAGCGAGCUUUAGAGGGUGGAGCACAAUUGGAUUUCGACAAGCGUAUGUUCGUAGAGAAUUAUUUACAGAAUAUCCAUGAAACACACAGCAUGACGACAGAGACAAGUGACAGCGGAAUAAGAACACUUGGUACAACAUCUGAGAUAGAAAUGCAAGACAUAACUGGUAAUUAUUUCAUUUUAGUCAUGGCAUGUCAGUCCCCAAAAUGUUUGGUAGAUAGCAGUGUGACAUUUCAGCAGGAUCGUAAAACACUGAGUUACUCCGCCAGCACAUGUAACCUACAAGGGAACUUUUCUGAGGUUAGAGGUGGAAAGAACUUCAGGUCUCUCGACAAGAUAUCUAGUUUACAAGAGAAUUGAAAUAAAUGAGCGCUUUAGGAAUUAACGAGAUUCUGGAUCGAGAUCGGGUGUUACUAAACCGCAGAUCAGCAGAACGCGGAACCCGCGGAACCCUAUAUUUUUUGUGAAAGAAUAGUAAUGAAAUGAAAUAUAAAACUAUAAGACCUUAACACUGUUUGAAAGUUCGCUUUUGGGUAUAAAGAUGUUUAGUUUGAAAGAAAAGCAUGUUUUAAAUGUCCUUGACGUCCAACUUUAACUGUGGUGACAUUCACCGUAAAAGAGUAUGUAAUGUUAUAAGGAGCAAUCAACAGUCACCCACCCCGAGUGUUAAUAAUUGAACCAUAAUUUGAAGGCUCUAACGGUUUGGGUACCGCGAUAUCCGAGUAGAGACUCAUCCGGAGGCUCUCAGCAAAGCUUUAAGAUGGAAUUAACGGCCUUAAAUUCGUUUCAUUGUACAUGACGCUGGAGUGAGGAACACGAACGUAAAGUGACAUCAUCGCCUGUGAUGCAUUGUUAUCGCGAAACUUAUUGUCAUAUUGUUUUCUAGGUGUAUUUUGUUUACGCGUUAAUUCCCUGCAAGUGUGUUUACGUUUCUUUAGUUGUAUCGUGUACUUGUGGUGGAUGUUUGUGACUUUUAUGAGAUCUUACGUAAUUAUGUCAAGUAAUUUGUCAGGUUUUGAGUAUAAACGUAGUCUUGUGGAUCAGUUUUUUGUCCACUUUUAAGAAGGAGCGUCGUCGUUUUUGCCUUUAAAGCUAUGCACCGCAUUAAGGUAAAUAUUUUUCUUUAUUGUGAGUUUAUUUGUAAGUUUUCGUUCUCUUGUAUGUAUUUUCUUACUUGUGUUUAGUACGGUAGGCGUUUGAUGUUUUUAAACAAAUGAUAAGCACGCAAUUACGCGUGACUUCGGUUGCAUGCCUUUAGAAUUUGGGGUGAUAAGGAUGUCCAGACUCACGAAUUUACAUCGUUUUGUUUCCAGUGGAUUCGUUUGAUUGGCGUUACUCACAGACAUAUCUUGGAAAGGGUUAUGAGGAGGGCCAAGCAGAUAAACUAAAGCAGAACUAAAUUUCCCCAAAUCAGCCCAAAAAAUUCACGCGCUGCAAAAGAACAACCACUUGAGUGGGAUAAAUUUAUCCUUAUUCAAAACUAGUCCAGAUAUUUUAAAGGUUGAGAGCGCGAAUGUUCAUUUCCAUGCAGAUGCUUGUAUUUCACCCAUUGCGCAACGUAAACAUAUUUGCAUAUUGAUAGAGGCUCACUGUGUGAGCUUAGGUUUCCUGUGGUUUGACGUCAAGGUAGUUAACAAAAAACCAUAUUUCUCCUUAACGUUAUCUUCUUUAUACCCGAAAACGAAAUUUCGAAUAGUGCUAAGGUAUUUUUAGCAUUUAUUUCCUUUCAUUAUUACUUUACAAAAACUAAUGAUUCCGCUGGUUCUGGAGGUCCGGGAGGUUCCGCGGUCUGUUGAUCUACAAUUUAAUAACACCCAUCGAGAUCUUGCUUAAUGAUUUUAAAGUACAAAACUGAUAUCAAUUGAGCACCAACACCUCUAUUUCAACAAAACCAAAAGUGGAAGAGAAUUGCAUCCAUCAAUUUGUGUUGAGCUUUCAUUUAGUUGCUCUUUGCCAUGUUCGAUUUCGCGUAGGAGUGAACGGUGCUACCCUCAUAAAAAAAUUAUGAUAAUGAUAAUAAUAAGAGUUUCCCCCCUUUUGUUUUGAAUUCUUCGUAUGUUGGUAUUGUUUAUCUUUUGUCAGGCGGCGACCACAAUCUUUGCUGGAAAGAUCUCAGCAAGGGAGUAAUUAGCGAACUGGACACAAGACUGAACGGCGAUCAAACUGCAUUUAAACAAAUAUGCCAGUCAUUUGGAAUGGAUAGUUCUCUGUUCUUCGCUCGGGCAAGUGUAUUUAGUAAAAUUCUCGGUAUGUUUCCGGACACACCUGUUAAGCUUUUAAAAGAAGUCUUUGAAGCUUUACAGUUAUAUGACCUGAUUGAUUUGCUUGAGGAAGGAAAACCACGAGCCACAAGAUCGUUGCGACCCGCUCUUCGUUUACAGGAAAUAGAGAAAUUAAGGAAUCCUGAUGAUCUUCCCAUAUCUUAUCACAGCAGUGCAGCUGUUCUGAUUAUUGACAGUAUGGAGACUUGCGACACUGAGGGGAUUGAGAAGUUUUUUAAAGAUUUUAACUCUAAGAGCGAGGUAACUGUGGUGCGCUGUAGAAACUUAUUUGAACUUAUCAGACAGAGAGAGAGGGAACAUUUCUUUCAACCUUUUCCAGUGCUGCCGAGUAAAGACGUAGAGAGAGAGAUAAACAAACUGGGAUCAACUUCUUCAGAAGUCAUACAGAGUUGGAAAUCCAAUGAAGGUUGGUGAAAAUGUAUAAACGGAAAUUAACAUGAAAAAGACACAGUCGUGGUGGUAUGUCUGCACACCACGAAACUGACACCAAUUUAAUAGUUAAGCUAAAGCUAGACCUGCGUGGCCUUCAUUACGGGUUUAUGGUAGGUGCAUAACUUAUUGGUGAUUUACAACACUUGAGGGCAUAAACACAAACUUUGUGUUUAUGCCUUCCUCUACGAGAACGGUAUUAUGGUUGGACUUUGCACAAUGAGAUCCUCGCCCAUAAGUUAACAAGUUUCUUUGAGGAUUGAAGACUUAACACUGGUCUAAGAAUCGAUAAAAAUCACCAGGAACAAGGGAAUAUUUACCAGGAGAACAGAAGUCCUUUUAACGUAUUCAGGCAAGGAGAGCUAAGCGCGAGACAAGCACGAAAUGAAAGACACGCGCGUGCUCCUCCUUUCGCGUGCGACUCACUUACCCUUCGCGCUCUCCUCGCCUUCAUCUUGUGUUUAUCUCCGCCCGCUGAAAAAAAUAUCUCAGAAUAACGCCUGCUCUUCAGGCGAGGGAACAAUUAUUUUCCUAAUUCAUGUCGCUCGUGAUUGAAAACAAAUCUGUGCUUGAUUCUGUUUAAUUUAAUGGCAUUGCCCUCAGUUAAAAUGAGUCAAGGGGUCUUUUUUUCGGGGAAGCGGCCAUGAUAGAUACUGAGAAAUAAUUCCCAUUAACAUAGAUCAGCUUGUGGUCUUAUAUUUGUUACUAAAUCUUUAAUAGUAAACUGUAAUUCUUGGUUGUAGUUUUACAUUUUGCGUUCAUUUUUCAAUUUAUCCUCAGAUAAAUUUUCGUUAUUUGCUGUAAUUUUCAACCUCCAUCGGAGCCUUGAUCCGUACCAGCUAGCAGAGAUGGUAGUUUUCCCUGUAAAGGAGAGGUUGGUCACCUUAUUUCCCACAAAAGUGAAAUUGAUUAUCCGACCUUUUUAUGAGGAGCCAAGAACAGGGUUGCACGAAAACCUAGUUGACGUGUGUACUAGGUGUGAAGAUGGUGGUUUCCUAACUUCGAUGCUGGAGAUUUUUACCAGACGCUGGCAAACGAUGGACCUUAUAUCAAUGAUGAGAGAAUUAAAGAGGUCUUUAAGAAAAAAGAAAAGUAAACAUAUAAAAGGACGGAGACACAGACUUUAUGGAAGAGAAGACAUCACGGUAAUAGCUCGGAUUGAGGAAAAUUUGUCGUGUAUUGUAAGACUCAAAAUGCAUGAAGAGCCGACUUAUUAGUAAUAGUAUUAGGCUUCUUUUCAGUUUGAUCGGAUUUUUAGUUCGAUCGUCUCUAAUUAUGACGGCAUUUUGUCGAGGAGGCAGCUAUGCUAAAUACUGAGAAAUAAUUCCAACUAACGUAGAUCAUCUGAGGAUGCUACUACUAUGUUUAUCAUUGUGUUGGUUUGGCUGGUACUAACGUUUACUUGAUGAGGAAGCUGACACUUUGUAUUUUUUGUAAAAUUUGCUAUCGGAGAACUUUCCUUUUUUUACUGAAUUUUUUCAUCUGCGAUUGGCCCUUUUCUUUCACGACCGAUUGAAAUCAGUUUUUGACGAUCAAAUUCAGAGGUUGGUUUCUGCAAUCCCCGCAAAGGUGAAAUUUGUCAUCAGUCCGUUCCGUGAAGGGACUGUUGAGGUGUUUACUGAUUUAAGUGGUCUGGCUUUGGUGACCUCGAUGCUGGUUCAAUUUUAGAGAGAACCCACUUAGUAAGCCGUAAGUGUGGACCAGAAGGGUGAUGGGUAUUUUUUAUCUUUUUUGUGGAAAAGAGGUUCUAGCUUGGUUGUCUUUCCAUACGAAGGUAACCUUGAUCGGCAGAUGUUAGUUUUCAUUCAUGGCGUUUGCCUCGACCGUAAACCUCAUGCCAAACCUUGCAGACUUUUCAACAAUUACAUUAAGAUUGUGGUAUAAGUAUAGCAAAUCGCACGUACUCGAGUGUAUAUCGUGACAAAUAGUCACGAAUGACUAUGUAAAAGUUUUCGUUAUUACUCGAAUUUUUGAAGACGGUAAUUUAAGAUUUCUUUUUACGAGUUAUACAUUUACCUUUUAGUGGAUAAGCAUUCUUUUUUGCAAACCAUUUAAUUUACUUUCAUUCAGUUCUGUCUAGGUUCGGUUCGGUGCAGUGUAGCUCGAAAGUAAGGCAGCAUCAUGACACGUGAACCAUUGUGGACCACUGCGUAUUGUUAUGGUGGAACGUUUUGCCGUAUGGCUAGAAAUCGAGGUCAGUCAGCGGCUGAUGUCGCGGACGCAACACGAGCUGCGUUUCACCUUACAGCACAGGCUAAAGAGGGACUUUCAAUCCCCAACUUCCAUUUUAAAAAUGAAUCAAAUGGAGGUGUAUCAGACAUUUUGCAGCGCAGAUAACUUCUUUAUUAUUUUCUUUCCGAGAUAUUGCUUGAGAAGCUGUUAAAAUCUUGUCCAAGUAAGAAGCUUACUAUUUUGUUUUUCAAGUCAAAUUAUUUUCGCGCCAAUGCUGCAAUCUAUUCAAUCUUUGAGCCUUCAGUAGCUACCCUGUAGCGGUAUUGUCCAUAACAGGCUAGGUUACUAUGUUUUUACAAAAUGGCGAUCGAAGAGUUCUUAGAUAUGUUUUCAGAUCUUAUAAUUUUAGUUUUUGAGUCAACGUCUCUACUGGGAACAAUACCCAUAAGAAAAAAUUUUUUUUAGACUUUUGGAAGUCGUUUGGCAGCGUGGAUUCACACUUUUAUGACUUCAAAUAGCCUUCAAUUAGAAGGUCGGCUUUCGAAGAGAUCGAACAGACGUGGGCAAUUGAUAAAACAACCCUUGUUGUGGCUGCAGGAGAAGCUUCAGCUGACCAACAUAAGCCAUUUUAAGACACUUAGGGCACCAAAAAGGUUUAAAGUUUCUUCGACUGGGACAGAUCGUAACGAAAUCGUAAGAGUUUGAGAACGGAGGUGAGUGAUCUGGACACUCUUCUAAUACAUUUCAGACGAAGGCAUUUUUAGUACACGCUUCCAGAAAAUUACUGUGUCUGAUUUUCAAAAUUUUCCCACAGAAAGUCUUAUGCAGCCGCCAUAUUUAAACUCUGUAAUUUGUCUUUUAUGCGCAUGCUUAGCCGCCAUGAUGUCUUCGAUUUCUAGCCAUGUUUAGCUUUCUAUGACAAGAACAAUUACAGACACUUUGGGAGCAAAAUUUUGCUUUUGAAUUUUUCAUUUUUUUCUUCAAAAUGCUCGACAGAGUAAUUAUAGAGAUGGGCUGUGAACAUACUCGAGUCCGAAGGGGAACAAACGAGCAACUUACAUUCAGUCGCGUCGUUUAUGCGAAAUAUGGUUUGUGAAAUUUAAUACAACCUGUGUUUUUUUCUUUGGAAUGCAACACGUGCUUAAAUGAAAUAAGUGUGUCCAGUUCACGGUAUUCAUGAUUACUUAAGUGCACGCUUAACCUUUGUUUAAUUUUCUACAACUCCUUAAUGGCAGCC